AUGAGUGACAGUGUGCCCAUCAAGGUCAAGUGCCUCAAGGCCCGCAAUACUGUCGAGGUGGACGUCCGUCUCGACAUGACGGUGCUGGAGCUGAAGAAGGCCCUGGAGGUCACGACAGGGACGCCCGAAGAGGCGCAGCGACUGCUGUUCAAGGGCAAGGUGCUCAAGGACGACACCGUGCUCUCCGCUUACGGCAUCGCGCCGGAGGUCACCAUCCACCUCGUCGAGUCCAAGCCUCGCCCGGCUGCUCCUGCUCCAGCUACCGCUGGCACAGGUGCCACGGCCUCCUCCUCCGCUACUCCUCUCACGGCACCGGCCCCGACCCCUGCCGCGGCACCGACCGCAACCGCCGCCACGGUACCGGCCGACGAAGCGCCGACGGCUGCAGCUGCGGCUGCGGGAGGCUUCCCCAUCGACGCGCUGCAGUCGGCCAUGCAGAAUCUAGUGGCCUCACUUGGCUCGUCCGUGCCCGGGGCGCGGGUCUCUGCCAACGUCAUUACCCCGCACGGGGUGCAGACGGUGCAUGUCGGUGGGCAUGGCGGUGCUGCUGGGCAGGCAAGCGAGCAUGCUCCGCAGCCCGAGGUUGUUCCGGCCCGUCCGCCUCCGCAGCCGGCACGCGCGGCGCUUGAGCACGUGCAGCAGCAGCUCGCUAUCACCGAGGCCAUGGUGCGUUCGGUGGAGACCAGGACCAACGUGUCGAGCCCGCUGCCAGCCCUUGGAGAGGCCGAGUCGCCCAUCCGCGUCCUCUCUGAGCUCAUGGCCACGCUCAACGGCCACCAGGCUCGGGUCUCGGUCCUCACUGGCCAGCUCUCAGCCGCGCUGGCUGCCGCUGACGCCGAUCCGUCGCCGCAGCGUGUUGCCGACGCGCAGACGCUCGCCCACCUCCUCGCACCCUCGCUUGCGCAGGUCUCGCGACUCUACGGCCAGUUCUCUUCGCUCUGCCGCGCGCUCGCUGUCUCGGGCUCGGACGCGUACCUCAACAUUGCGCAGACGCCCACGCCGACCGUCCACCGGGUCCACAUCCAUCAGCGAACUGCGGCGCCGUCGCAGACUCGGGCCCAGGGCGCAAGCCCGGCGCGAGCACAGCCACAGACUCCGACUCAGGCUCCUGCUCCUUCGCAGCAACAGGGUACUGGCGAUCUUGGCACCGUCCUUCGGUCGGUGCUCGAUAACCUUGGCGCAGGCACAGCACAGGGCAACUCGGCGUCGACCGCCGCUGAUGCGUUCUCGCAGAUUGCCGCGCACCCGGCGGUCGGUGCGCUUGCUCAGCACCCUACGUUUGCGGCGCUCGCGGAGAACCCAGCGGUCAACGCGCUUGUGGGCGAUUUUAUGGGCUUGCUCGGUGGCAAUGACGCAGGCGAAGCCGAAGACGGCUCCGGCGAGACGAGCGGCGGGAACAGCGGCGACGGCGACGACGAUGACAUUCCUUGGCCGCCGCCGGCUCGCAACCUCACCGACUACAUGUUCAACAACUAUCUGGCGCGGCCGGCAAACAUGAUGGCGGUCUCACGGAUCGCAUCGGGUGCGGGCUCGCUGCAGGAGAUGUACCACGGGUUCAAGGAGCUGUUCGAGAGCGCGCUGCCGACGGCCCACCGUGGGUCAGCGGCCGCAGUGGACGAGCUCGCGGAGGCCUUUGCCGCCGGCUCGGUCCUUGAUGACACAGCACUGCCGCAGGCGCUGCUGGUGGCGCUCAAGCCGAGUGCGCCGCCGAUUGCCCCGAUUGUCCGCGGCGUCGUCCAGCAGUACCUCAAGCUCUUCCUGCGGCGGCUGGUCCUCGACUCAUUCGAGCCGACUGACGAUCGGCCGACACCGUUUGCAGACAUGGCCAACCGGCUAGUCUCUGUCUUUCUCGGGGCGCUCGCCUCCAAGCUCGUCCCGCACCUCAGCGGCGGCGGCGCCGACGUCGACCAUGUCUUUGACCUCGCGUUCCUCACCGGUGGCGCGCAGUGCCUCCCGAUGCUUGCGCCGUUUGAGGCCGCCAUCCAAGCCGGCCUCCGUGAGAGGUACGAGUCGUACCAGGCGCUGUCGGCCUCGGCCUCGGCCUCGGCCUCGGCACCCACGACCACGCCUGCUCCGGUCGCCAGCUCAGCCGCCAGCCUGGACUCGGGUGCAGUGCCAGUGGCACAGACGCAGUCACAGGCGGUCGCCGACAUGCCGCCGCCGCGAAUGGCGCCGAUCUCCAACCCCGAGCACGCCCAGUUCACCCAACAGCUUGAGGCCGACAGCCGUACGGCGCGAACGACAGCCCGCCCGCAGUUUAGCGCCGCGUACCUCACGGGCAUGCCGUUGGCGCACCGGACUGCGCUGGAGAAGGAGGCCGAGGCCCAGGCGGCGGCUACCGAGGCCCUCGACUGAGGAGACUUAGUUAGUAGUGUAAAGGUGGAGCAGAGAA
Thecamonas trahens ATCC 50062 is the source of this 2392-nucleotide messenger RNA. RefSeq lists its product as uncharacterized. The coding region runs from base 1 to 2355 and encodes 784 amino acids. The transcript is spliced from 2 exons. Gene Ontology annotation, molecular function: polyubiquitin modification-dependent protein binding; misfolded protein binding. Lineage: Eukaryota; Apusomonadida; Apusomonadidae. The record is from RefSeq and is a predicted model, not a curated record. Gene Ontology annotation, cellular component: BAT3 complex.